Messenger RNA from Anoplophora glabripennis (Asian longhorned beetle), 11690 nucleotides. It is a transcript of the gene N, whose product is annotated as neurogenic locus Notch protein. Gene Ontology annotation, molecular function: Notch binding; calcium ion binding. Gene Ontology annotation, cellular component: membrane. The transcript has 15 exons. The coding region runs from base 174 to 7577 and encodes 2467 amino acids. Gene Ontology annotation, biological process: multicellular organism development; Notch signaling pathway; cell differentiation. The record is from RefSeq and is a predicted model, not a curated record. NCBI's taxonomy places the organism in Eukaryota, Metazoa, Arthropoda, Insecta, Coleoptera, Cerambycidae.
UUGUGUAUGUAUGUGCGUGGACUAUGCGUUUAAAAGUGUGUUUUCAUUGAAUAAACAAAAAGACUUAAUACACAAACCGAAGAUGUGUUAUACAUAGUGCGUGCGAUCGGUUGUUUGAGUGAUUGGUGCAUUAAAAGUGGUUUUCCGUGCCCCAUGAGGGUAGUUAAACUAAAAUGUGGAUUACUAACAAUAAUACUAAGGAAUAUUAUUUUUGGAUUAUAGCCUCCACGACAGUACUCUUAUCCUUAGUAACGACAGCAACAGGUUUUAUCUCGUGUUCUCCUAGCCCGUGCAAAAAUGGCGGCACGUGCAUAUCUUCCCCCAAAGGCGAUAGUUUUUGCAAUUGUACAUCGAAAUACGUAGGAGAAUACUGCCAGCACCUCAACCCUUGCCACACGAAACCAGGACCCCGGUGCCAGAACGGAGGGUCGUGCCAGGUCCGCGUGUCCGCCGGUGGUUCCCCCAGCUUCACGUGUCUGUGCCCGCUCGGUUUUAGUGCCUCCCUGUGCGAAAUACCCAUCGCGAACUCCUGUGAUCGACGGCCGUGUUUGAACGGUGGCACCUGCUCGCUAAGAUCCCUGGAAUUCUACCAAUGCUCCUGCGCACCAGGAUAUACAGGGAAGCGCUGCGAGAAACAGGACCACUGCGCCUCUCAGCCAUGUCGGAAUGGCGCCGAAUGCACGUCAGUGGGCGAUUCCUACAAGUGCACCUGCGCCCCGGGAUUCACAGGAGCCGCCUGCAAGGACGACAAGGACGAGUGCAAGCACAACCCUUGCAGGCACGGGAAAUGCCACAACACCCACGGAAGCUACACAUGUACCUGCGAUGAGGGCUACACGGGCCAGAACUGCGAGAGCGAGUACAUCCCAUGCGACCCGAGCCCGUGCCUGAACGGCGGCCAAUGCCGGCAAAGGGACAAGCACACCUACACCUGCGAAUGCCCGACCGGAUUCCGGGGCCUGAACUGCGAGGAGAACAUCGACGACUGCCCCGGCCACCAGUGCCAGAACGGCGCCACCUGCGCCGACGGCAUCAACUCCUACAUGUGCAAGUGUCCCUCCACCUACACGGGUCACUUCUGCGAGCAGGACGUGGACGAGUGUUCCACCAGGCCCUCCGUUUGCCAGAACGGCGCCACGUGCACCAACAGCGUGGGCGGCUUCUCCUGUAUCUGCGUCAACGGCUGGACCGGUCCCGACUGCUCCGUCAACAUCGACGACUGUGCCGGGGCGGCCUGCUUUAACGGGGCCACUUGCAUCGACAGGGUCGGCAGCUUCUACUGCAGAUGCACCCCGGGCAAGACCGGUCUCCUAUGUCACCUGGACGACGCCUGCACGAGCAACCCGUGUCACGCCGAUGCGAUAUGCGACACAAGCCCGAUAAACGGCUCCUACACAUGCAGUUGCGCCUCCGGUUACAAAGGCAUCGACUGCUCCGAGGACAUAGACGAAUGCAAGCAAGGAUCGCCAUGUGAACACGACGGCAUCUGCGUGAACACCCCGGGCAGCUUCGCCUGCAACUGCACGCAGGGAUUCACGGGGCCCCGAUGCGAGACCAACGUCAACGAAUGCGAAUCUCACCCCUGCCACAACGACGGGUCUUGCUUGGACGACCCGGGCACUUUCAGAUGUGUCUGUAUGCCAGGUUUCACUGGCACACAGUGCGAAAUCGACAUAGACGAGUGUAAAGAAAAGCCCUGUCUAAAUGGCGGAAUAUGCCACGAUCUCAUCAAUUCCUUCAAAUGCACUUGUGCCACAGGUUUUACGGGCUCAAGAUGUCAAGUCAACAUCGACGACUGCAUUUCCAAUCCUUGCCGAAAUGGUGGCGUUUGUCAAGACGCAAUAGCAGGCUACACCUGCGAAUGUCCACCGGGUUUCACAGGCUUAUCUUGCGAAACGAAUAUUAACGAUUGUCAAUCGUCCCCGUGUCUCCAUGGAGAAUGUAUUGACGGAGAGAAUUCCUUUUCAUGUACUUGCCAUCCUGGGUACGAAGGACAUUUAUGCCAGCAUCAGAUCAAUGAAUGUGAAUCCAACCCAUGCCAGUUUGGAGGAAUAUGUCAAGACUUGGUUAACGGAUAUCAGUGCCUUUGCAAAGCUGGUACAUCAGGAGCAAAUUGUGAAAUUAAUGUCAACGAGUGUUACAGCAAUCCCUGCCGAAACAAUGCUGUAUGCCAAGAUGGGAUUAACAGUUAUACAUGUCAGUGUGUACCAGGCUUCACCGGACGGCAUUGCGAAAACGACAUAGAUGAAUGCGCGUCAAAUCCUUGUGCUAAUGGAGGGGUUUGCAUCGACCUAGUCAACGGCUUCAGAUGCGAAUGUCCAAGAGGUUAUUUUGAUGCUCGCUGCUUGAGCGAUGUUGACGAGUGCAAAUCUAACCCUUGCAAACAUGGCGGGAGCUGCGAGGAUGGGGUUAACCAAUUUAUCUGCCACUGUUUACCAGGAUAUGGCGGAAAACAAUGCGAAAUCAACAUCGACGAAUGUGCCUCUAAUCCUUGUCAGCACGGCGGGAUAUGCCACGACCAUCUGGCUUUCUACACUUGCGAGUGCUUACCUGGGUAUUCAGGAACCAAUUGCGAGUCCAACAUCGACGACUGCGCUAUAAAUCCCUGUAAGAAUGGCGGUUCCUGUAUAGAUCUCGUCAACGACUUCAAAUGUGUAUGUGAACUGCCGUUCACUGGAAGAGAGUGUCAGGAUAAGCUCGAUCCGUGCUCUCCGAAUGUCUGCAGGCAUAACGCUAAAUGCACUCCCAGUUCGAACUACCUGGACUUUGCCUGUUCCUGCGGUAUAGGCUAUACUGGCAGAUUUUGCGAACAAGACGUCGACGAGUGUGUGGUAUCUAAACCAUGUCGAAACGGUGCGACUUGUAGAAAUACCAAUGGGUCAUACCACUGCAUUUGUAUGAGAGGCUAUGAAGGGAAAGACUGUUCUAUCAACACUGAUGAUUGUGCUUCAUCCCCUUGUCAGAAUGGAGGCACCUGUUUGGAUGGAAUCGGUGAGUUCAUGUGCCUCUGUGUCAAUGGCUUCGAAGGAAAACAAUGCGAAAUUGACAUCGACGAGUGUUACUCGAAUCCGUGUCAAAAUGGCGCCACCUGCAAUCAGUACGUUGACUCAUACACGUGUACCUGUCCCCUUGGUUUCUCUGGCAUCAACUGUCAAACCAACGAUGAAGAUUGCACGGAGAGUAGUUGUAUGUAUGGAGGGACAUGCAUCGAUGGAAUAAAUACAUACAUUUGUACCUGCAAACCUGGAUAUACGGGUUCAAACUGCCAGAACAGGAUAAACUUGUGCGACAGCUCUCCGUGUUUGAACGGUGCCACCUGCCAAGAUCACACCACACACUACACAUGUCACUGUCCGUAUGGUUACACGGGCAAAGACUGCGGUGAAUACGUAGACUGGUGCGUGACAAACCCCUGCGAGAAUCACUCCACCUGCCGACAAGUAAAGAACCAGUACCAGUGCCUUUGCGGGCCGGGAUGGACUGGCAAGGUGUGCGAUGUGGAAAUGGUUAGUUGUCAGGAUGCUGCCGUCAGAAAAGGUGUACCUCGGUCACUGCUCUGCAACAACGGCACCUGUGAAACUAUCGGCAAUUCCCACAGGUGUCUCUGCAAGGAGGGAUAUACCGGCUCGUACUGUCAAAAAGAGAUCAACGAGUGCGAAUCUGCCCCUUGCCAAAACGGUGCCACAUGCAAAGACCUGAUUGGAUCCUACACCUGUUCCUGCCCCAAAGGCUUCCAAGGCCAGAAUUGCGAAUUGAAUGUGGACGACUGUCAACCGAAUCCUUGCCAGAACGGCGGCACCUGCCACGAUUUAGUCGACAGCUUCCUCUGUUCCUGCCCUCCAGGAACUCUGGGUUACAUUUGCGAGAUCAACAUAGACGAUUGUCGGCCAGAUUCCUGCCACAACAACGGGACCUGCAUAGAUAAAGUGAGGGGAUUCGAAUGCAAGUGUCCCGCAGGGUUCGUGGGACCCCGCUGUGAAGGCGACAUCAACGAGUGCCUUUCGAAUCCUUGCUCCAACCCUGGUACCCUCGAUUGCGUCCAACUAGUCAACGAUUAUCACUGCAAUUGUAAAGCCGGUUACAUGGGACGGCAUUGCGAACGUAAAGUGAAUUUCUGCGCAGCUUCGCCUUGUCAAAACGGCGGAGUAUGCACCACCAUACACUCGGGUCACAAGUGCACCUGCCAGGAGGGUUUCUAUGGGAAGAACUGCGAGUUCAGUGGUUAUGACUGCGAUUCGGACCCCUGCUUGAACGGAGGAGUUUGUAGGAUAUCCGAUGGAGGAGGUUACAUUUGCGACUGUCCCGUGGGAACUUCAGGAAUUAACUGCGAAGUCGACUCCAUAAAUGAAUGUAACAGCAACCCCUGUUCGCAUCCCGAAGCGAUUUGUCAGGAUAAAAUCGGCGAUUAUGCUUGUUAUUGCCCACCAAAGCACGUCGGGAAGAACUGUGAGGUGUACGACCGCACCUCCUCCGGUGGCUUAGGAAGACCCGUCAAGCCGCAGCAAGACUUCAGUAGUUUCUAUGCCAGGGACUUGGAAAAACAACGUCAACAGUGCAUACGGAAUAAUUGUCCCUUGAAGCGUGGUAACAUGCGUUGCGACGAGGAGUGCAACACUUAUGCUUGCGAUUUCGACGGAAACGACUGUUCGCUUGGCAUAAACCCUUGGGCAAACUGUACCGCGCCCACAAAGUGUUGGGAGGUAUUCAUGGAUGGUGUUUGUAACCAGGAUUGUAACAAUCCCCAGUGUUUAUUCGACGGAAGGGAUUGCGAAAAGAAACUGAAAGCGUGUAACCCAACUUACGACGCCUACUGCCAAAAGCAUUACGCCAACGGGCACUGCGAUUAUGGUUGUAACAACGCCGAAUGUAACUGGGAUGGAUUAGAUUGUGAGAAAGAGCCCCCGGAUAUAGCCGAAGGUGUUAUAUCGAUGGUGGUGCUUAUGGACAUCGAAGGCUUCAAGAAGAACCUCGUAGCCUUUCUUCGAGACACAAGUCACCAGUUGAGAACUACCGUUCGAGUAAAAAAAGAUCAACUCGGCAACGAUAUGAUUUACCCUUGGAUGGGCCCUAUGCCCAACAGCGGUCUUCAGGACGAUUACUUCAAACACAAGCACCAUAUCGCUUUCUCUGAGCAAGCGCAGACGGGCAUUAGAGUGUAUCUAGAAAUCGACAACAGAAAAUGCACCACGGUUUCGGAAAAUACAGAGUUCUGCUUCCAGACAGCUAGCGCAGCCGCUGAAUUCUUAGCAGCCAAAGCUUCUAAACACACCCUGUCUCAAUCCUUCCCCAUUUACCAAGUAAAUGGUUCUACCAGCCUUGACGAAGAAAACAAUCCACCUGCCAACGCUAAAUACGUCCUAAUAGGGAUUCUGAUGGUUAUCUGCUUAUGCGCCGUCAUUUUCGUGGUGAUUCAAACGCAGAGAAAGCGUGCCGCCGGUAUAACGUGGUUCCCGGAAGGAUUUUUAAGGACUAAUUCCGGCACCAGACGAAGAUCUCGGAGACGGGGACCCGAGGGGCAAGAACUACGUAAUCUAAGCAAGAAUCCGUCUAUACCCGGUAUGGAACUAGAUCCCAAUGCUCACCAUGGUCACGUACCGCAGUGGUCUGAUGACGAAAGUGACAUGCCCCAACCGAAAAGGUUCAGAGGAAACGAUUUGGGUUAUUCCAGUGAUCACACAGCUAUAACAGAAUAUGAGGAGGCCGAACCACGGUGGACGCAACAACAUCUAGAGGCUGCCGACAUAAGACCUCCUCCUAUGCUUACACCUCCGCAAGGAAAUGAACACGCCAAUAUAAAUGCCCGAGGGCCUUGCGGAAUGACUCCGAUUAUGGUAGCGGCCGUUAGGGGCGGAGGUAUGGACACCGGAAUCGAUGAAGACGAUGACGAUGGAGCGGGAGCGAUCAUCCAAGAUCUCGUAGCCCAAGGCGCCGAAUUAAAUGCCACGAUGGAUAAAACCGGAGAGACCUCUCUACAUCUCGCUGCCAGAUACGCACGUGCCGAUGCCGCUAAGAGACUUCUGGAUGCUGGGGCGGAUGCCAACGCGCAAGACAAUACCGGUAGAACGCCUCUCCACGCCGCUGUGGCUGCGGAUGCCCUAGGAGUGUUCCAGAUAUUAUUGAGGAACAGAGCCACAAAUCUCAACGCUAGGAUGCACGAAGGCACAACACCGCUCAUAUUGGCAGCCAGGUUGGCCAUCGAAGGGAUGGUCCAGGAUCUCAUUAGUGCCGAGGCCGAUAUCAAUGCGGCCGAUAAUUCCGGGAAGACGGCACUCCAUUGGGCUGCUGCUGUGAACAACGUGGAGGCGGUCAAUAUACUGCUCGCCCACGGAGCCAACAGAGAUGCUCAAGAUGAUAAGGAUGAAACACCUUUGUUCCUAGCUGCUCGCGAAGGUUCUUACCAGGCUUGCAAAGCUCUGUUAGAGGCCUACGCAAACAGGGAAAUCACCGAUCACAUGGAUAGGCUUCCCAGAGAUGUAGCGAGUGAAAGGCUACACCACGAUAUCGUCCGACUGCUAGACGAACAUGUUCCUAGGAGUCCACAGAUGGUUAACGUUAUGCCCAAUAAUAACAUGAUGACGUCUCCCACCGGUCACAUGCUGCAACAGCCCACAGUGAUCGUUCCUAAACGUCAGAAAUCUAAGAGGCCCAGCAAGAACAACAACGGUCCGACGAGUCCGGAGGGGGACGGCAUCACCACGACAGGCGGCAGCAUCCGUCGAAAGCCCAGCGUAAAGAAAAACAACAAGAAAAAUACUCAGCACAUCGAGGUCCAGCAGAACGCGGACUCAAUAACGUCGACAUUGAGUCCCGUCGAGUCCCCUAUGACGAACCUGCCCAGCCCCUACGACACCACCUCGUUAUACUCCAACAUGAAUCUAGCCCAAGGCUUGGAAAGCCUCAUGGGCAACAAACAGCCACCCAGUUACGAAGACGUGGUGAAAAAUAACUUGGGAUUCACCUUGGAUAACAAUUACGGGGCGUUUAACAUCUUCCAGGACCCGUUGAUGAUGCAACAAAGGCAGAUGCAAGCUAAUACUUUGAGUCCUCCUUAUUCCAACCAGUCUCCGCCUCACUCGGUACAGUCAAACAUGUCAUUGUCGCCACAAGGUUAUAACGGUUCGCCAUCACCGGCAAAAAACCGGCCAUCUCUUCCCACGAGUCCAACGCACAUCGCCGCCAUGAGGGCCGCAACCCAACAAAAGCACGGCGGCGUGCCGCAGGCUCAGAACCUACAGAUGGGGUUUGAAUUCAGCCAGACGGGCCUCGAACUGCCGAUGGCCUAUUCGGGACUGACGAGCACCACCCCGGCUACGCUGCAGCCUCAGCAGUUUCAGCAGCAGCAGCCACAACAACAGCAGCAGCAGCAGCAAAAUUUUUACUUGACGCCUCCGUCGCAGCACUCGGACCACCUCCUGCCGGAGAAUUUCCCCACCCCGAGCCCAGAGAGCCCGGGCCACUGGUCGUCCAGCUCGCCGCGGUCCUGUAACUCCGAUUGGUCGGAGAACAUCGCCAGCCCCAACACUUACGUGUCCUCCGGGCACCAGACCAACAAGGGCUCUGACGCCAUUUAUAUUUGAGUGUCGGACACAAUUUGUGAUCUUGUUAUCGUCUAUUAAGUUGCGUAGGACGUAAGAAACACGGCUGCAUUGUGAUGGUUAAUGCGAAGAUGUAAGUAAAUUUUUUUUUUAUGUGCGGUUGUCGUACGUGUUUGUUUUUCCAACUGAAAAUUUUAUUUUUUUUUUGUAUAUAAUCGUUUUAUUUUGAAAGGCGGUUUCGGUACGUUGUUGUUUUAAAAUGUACUUCCAAAAAUAUUCUUCUGAUUUUAACUACAGGCUUUACCGACUACAUUGUCACUUCUUAAGCAUCAGUAAAAUAUAUUUAGGCACUGUAUUAUUAUCGGGUUCAAGGUAUAUUAUAGAAAUAUUCGAGUUUAUUACGUACGUUGCCUAAUAGCGCUUCGCUUUUCGUAUACAGUGUGUUCAAAUUUAUAGUUGUAUAGACCGUUUACAUAAUUGGUUAAAAAUAAGUGAAUAUCAAACAUUUUUUUAAUUAAUGUUGGCUAAAUGGCGGAUAUUUAAAAAUUAGUAACUUACUGGAGAGGUACUUGGUCACUUUUAACCAUUUCUUGGUUAAAAUUGAAAAAAUUAUGUUUCUUUGAAUUGGUCUACCAUUAAUAUUGUGUGUAUGCACAUUUUCAAACAGUUCCUGUAUCCUAAAAAUGACGUUGCGUCUACCUUUAAGUUCAUUAUUUGAAUAUGCAGGCCGACAAAAUUUUACGAAAGUCCAGAAUCAGAGACCGGUUCUAGUGUACCCAAAGGAUUUUGGUGCGCUGAUUAUGAAUCCCGAGCUCAGAAAUGUCCCAUCACCCUAGGUUCUCGAGAUAUUCUAACCUAAAUGUCCAAAAAUCACGGUUUUUCGCUAUAUUCGGGGUCAGAUUACACUUGCCCUCCUAAGCGUACUUCGAUUUUUUUGAAAAUCUUUUUUUUUUUCCUAGAGAUAUGACAGAUUGAAGUUUAGUACUUCAGCGAUUUCGUUACAACAUGGAAAUAAACAAAAUUUAUCCAAAAAUGAGAUAUAGAGUACUUAUAUGUCUCUUGAGUCGCAGAAUUAAGACCUGCUCCAUAACCUCAAUAUUUCAAGAUUUUCUAACCUAAAAUUGCGAACACUACUAUAUUAAGCAGAUACAUGCUGUUACAUUCGCAUGCUAAGCUCAUGGCAGGUUCAUCAUAAUGCGCUAUAACCUACGACAUGUUAACUUAAAUGCGCAAUAACCAGCGAGUGUUAAACGCACAACAGGUUAACCUAAAUGUUCAAUAACCUGCGAGCGCUAAACCCGCGACAGGUAAACCUAAGUAAGCUAUAACCUGCAACGCUAAACCCACGGCAGGUAAACCUAAAUGCGCAAUAACCAGCAAGGGCUAAACCCACAACAGGUCACAGAUAACAGUAUUCUAAAUGGCGUUUUAAAAUCGAAAAUUUAAUAUGAUUUAUUAAAAUUAUUCCACCGAAGUUAAACAGUUUUGCAUUAGCGUAGCUGGUUCCUGUGUAAGUACACAGUAACCAGCCAGUAAACCUAAGAAGGUUUACCUGUCGUGAGUUUAGCCUACGCAGGUUAAUGCGCACUUAGGUUAACCUAUCGUGGGUUUAGCGUCGCAGGUUACAGCGCAUUAAGGUUCUAAAGGGUUCAGUGACCACAGGUUACUGGUGCAUUUAGGCUAAUCUGUCAUGGUUUUAGCCCUCGCUGGUUAUUGCGUGUUUAGGUUAACGUGUCGUAGGUUAUGAUGAACCUGUCAUGAGCUUAACAUCCAAAUGUAACAGCGUGUAUACAUAAGAAUCUCCUUCAUUUAGUAGGUUUUUCUCUAUUUUAGGUUUGAUAAUCUUGAAAUAUUGAAGUUACGGAGCAGAUCUGCCGGUGUUUUCAAAUUGAGUGACUCAAGAAACAUAUAAAUAUGUUAUAUCUCGUUUUUGGAUAAAUUUUGCUUAUUUCCAUGUUGUAACGAAAUCGCUGAAGUACUAAACUUCAAUCUAUCAUAUCUCAUGGAAAUAAAAGAUUUUCAAAAAAAUCGAAGUACGCUUAGAAGGGUAAGAGUGAUACUGAGAUUAACGCAAUUUUAGAAAAAAAAUAAUUUCACGUUGUAAUCUGAGCCCGAAUAUAGCGAUUUUUGCACUUUUAGGUUAGAAUAUCGUUUCUGGUUCUGAAAAUAGUCGGCUUGUGUAAUUUUAGAGUAAACCUACAAAAAAUCAUUACCUUUGCCAUAUUUAAAUAAAAAAAUAACUAUUUAUAACUGCAAAGACUAAUUUUAAUGAACGUAUUGAAAUAAAUAACACAAUUACUAUUAUCUGUUCAGUGUCCUGAAGGCGAGUAUGUUUCCAGUGUGCACUUGAAAAUAUUCAUGAAAGUUUGCACAUGAAAAAAUUAAUUGUGCACAAAUAUGCUUUUUAGAAAUGCAUUAGAAGUUUUAUUCUUAGUCUUCUGAAGUUCCACGCUGCAUGAACGCCUGUCCACACUUUCAUUAUUACUUUUUUUAAUUAUCGUUCGUUGUUUUGAAAAAUGUAAGCCACUUUAGAUCAUUUUCCACAAAAUUGCACAAUGUUUUGCAUUUUCACAGAAAUAUUUGAAUAUAUUGAAAAUUUGUAUCAUUUGAUGUCCCAAUGUGAAUGCAUCUACGACAUAUUGCGUUAUUGCGACAUUGCAACAAUAAUACAGUAUAACAAGGAAGUACCUUGUAGUGAACCUAUUUGUAGAAGCUUUAACAUUAUUAAAAACUAAAAUUUAAAAAAAUAUGUCUUUUACCUCUAUCAAUGGUCUGUACACCUAUAAAUCGACUGGGACACGCUGUACUUUAUAUUUUAUUUCCUUUUAAAUCCGUUUUAGCGCGAAUGGAAGUUUAUCCGAGUUUCCUCUUAUUUGUAAAGCGCUUUGCAUUAAUGUCGAAAUGCAGCAUAUUGUAACAUGUGGUCUCAUUUUUAUCAAAUGCCAAACAUUCAGAACGUUUUUUCAGUAUUUAUUGCAUAGUAGCCGAUGAUUGGGCCAGCUCCCAUUCAGAAAUUCGAAUCCCAAUUUGUGCCUUGACACACUUGUUAUUUUAAAUGUGUUGUAAUAUUAUAUAGAAUACAUAAUUACAUUUUGUACAUAUCGUAGAAUGUAGAAUAGUUUUUAUUGCCUUGAAUAGAUCUUGAAAUUCAUAAAUUCGUACGUUUGCAAGGGGAAAUAUUUUAUUUAUUUUUGUUUACAAGUCUAGUUGAAUAGCUUAUCUAUCUAUUAUGGAGUACAUUUUAAAUGUAUUAAUUUAUUGUUGAAAAUUGCAAACGUACGAAUUUAUCGCUCGGUUUUAAAUAUUUCAAAAUUCAUGACAAUUUGUAAUAUUUCCUUAGUUAAGAUAAGUUCUGUCUCUCUAUUUUUGUAUGUUAUGACUUUUUAAUCUGUGCAGAACAACUAAAUUCAUUUUAUUGCGAGUCUGUGAUUCACGUGUAAUUUCUAACAGCCUUUUGACAAUAUCGUAUGGAGUUAGUGAUAUUAAUUAAAAAGAAAUAUUUUUGAUAAUCUUUUAUACAUAUAAAAUUAACGCACAUUCCACUUAUGGGGAUCAGUGUCUUUCAAUUGUUAUAUGGUUUAUAACCAGCGAUUCGCGGUGGAUGAGCUGUUAGAUGUAUAUGGAGUAAGGGUUGACCGAUUAUUUUGUACAUUUAGUUAUUUAAGCAACUAAGUUAUUUGCAGUGUUGCCACAAUAAUUUCAAAUGGACGUAAACUUUAAAAAUUAAAAAAUAUAUACAAGGUGUCCCAUUUACAAUAAUGAAGUUGGAACAGAAUGUACUUAGUUAUCUAAGCUAAUCAAAUUUUCAAAAUACUUGAUCAGUCUGUUUUCUUUAUAUUUCUAAUACUCCAUUCGCCGAUAAUCACCCAGUAUAUAAGAUUUAGAUUGUGUAUUAUAUAUAAAAAUCAGUUGAUAAACUAAUAGGUUUAUUUAUAAUUAUCAUAUCUUUAAUUAAAAUCAGCUGGUUUUUUUUUCUUUGUAAAAAGUACUGAUUAGAUAUCUAAUAAUAAUUCAUUAUGGUUUUGAUAAUUAGGUUCUGCAAUCUUCGAUACCAAGCUAUCGAUUUUUGCCUCUUAUUCUUUACUCUAGAGUAAGUUCUCGAAAUCAUGCUUUGUACUAUAUAUUUUAAAUAAAUACAUCCAUUUUAUAAUAAAA